ACAGCAAAACGCUCCCCUGGAUACAGGGAGCAGGGGAUGGAGCUGUGAGCCUCCCCACUCCUCCUGUACCGAUCAAAGCACGGCUCUCCCCAUUGGAGCCAUGGGUUCCCAGCUGGAGGUGGGGACACGUAGGCAGCCGGACCCUCCCCUCCUCAGAUCUGUCAUCAGACGGAGAAAAAUCCAUCCUUCCCUCCCCAAGUUGCUCACCCAACCCUGCAGAACUCGCAGGGGCACAGAAUGGGGGAGCGCUGCCCGGUGCCUGCUGGCCCCCCUCAACACGAUGGGGGUCCCGGAGCCAUCCCUGUGCCCCCAGCCCACCCCCGGGACAAGUGGAGCAAGAAAAUGGAUUUCCUCCUCUCAGUCAUCGGGUUUGCCGUCGAUCUGGGCAACGUGUGGCGCUUCCCUUACAUCUGCUACCAAAACGGAGGGGGAGCCUUUCUCAUCCCGUACACGCUGAUGGCUGUUUUUGGAGGGGUGCCCCUCUUCUACAUGGAGCUGGCCCUGGGGCAGUUCCACAGGACGGGCGCCAUUCCCAUCUGGAAGCACAUCUGCCCCAUCUUCAAAGGCAUCGGUUUUGCCAUCUGCAUCAUUGGCCUCUACGUCUCCUUCUACUACAACACCAUCAUUGCUUGGGCACUCUAUUACUUCUACUCAUCCUUCUCGGGCACCCUGCCCUGGGCGAGCUGUGACAACCCCUGGAAUACACCCAACUGCACCAACUACUUUGGGAGGAACAACGUGACCUGGACCAACUUCUCCAGGUCCCCUGCUGAGGAGUUUUAUACGAGGAAGGUCCUGGAGCUUCAGAAGUCCGGCGGUCUGUACAACGUCGGGGGGAUCCGCUGGCAGCUGCUCCUCUGCCUUUUCCUCAUCUUCGCCAUCGUUUACUUCAGCCUGUGGAAAGGGGUGAAAACCUCUGGGAAGGUGGUGUGGGUGACGGCCACGCUGCCCUACCUCGUCCUGCUCAUCCUGCUGGUCCGCGGGGCCACCCUGCCUGGAGCCUGGAGGGGGGUCCUCUUCUACUUGCGCCCAGACUGGGGCAAGCUGCUGAGCACAGCGGUCUGGGUUGAUGCUGCUGCGCAGAUUUUCUUCUCCUUGGGUCCUGGAUUCGGUGUUCUUCUCGCUCUGGCCAGUUACAACCACUUUCAUAACAACUGCUACAGGGAUGCACUCAUCACCAGUGCAGUAAACUGCCUCACCAGCUUCCUCUCGGGUUUUGUCAUCUUCACUGUGCUGGGCUACAUGGCUGAGAUGCGGGAUGUGGAGGUGGAGGAUGUAGCCAGAGACAAAGGUUUGCCCCCCACUGCUUCAGAACCCCAUCUUGUCUGGCCUCAUGGUGCCCCUGCUGGAGCUGGGGGGCCCCUGUGCACCCAGGGGUGUAUUGAUGGCAGUGAGGCCAGGACUGCUACAUUCUAUGCAAUCCCACUGCUUGCCAGCACCCAGAAGAAAGGCAAAACCAACCUGCACUCCUUCCUAGGUCCCAGCCUGCUUUUUAUCACCUACCCCGAAGCCAUUGCCAACAUGGUGGGAUCCACCUUCUUUGCCAUCAUUUUCUUCCUGAUGAUGAUAACGCUGGGGCUGGACAGCACGUUUGGGGGUCUGGAGGCCGUGAUCACCGCCGUGAUGGAUGAAUACCCCCAGGUCCUGGCCCAGCGCAGGGAGCUCUUUGUCCUCAGCCUCAUCACUGUCUGCUUCCUGGGCUCGCUGAGCACCCUCACCUACGGCGGUGCCUACGUGGUGAAGCUGCUGGAGGAGUUUGGUGCUGGCUGCUCCAUCCUGGCCGUGGUGCUGCUGGAAACCAUAGCUGUGUCCUGGUUCUAUGGGAUCCAGCGGUUCUCCCACGAUGUGAAAGCCAUGCUGGGCUUCACCCCAGGGCUGUUCUGGAAGGUGUGCUGGGUGGCCAUCAGCCCUGCCCUGCUGGCAGUGAGUAGUGCAUUUCUCAGCCCCUCCUGCUGCUGUGCUCCAGGGCAAAACUUGGAGCUGGCAACCAGGCAGGAUUGCUGAGUGCAGCCCUGAGCCUUGUGCUGCAGCUGACCCGCAGCUGCAGAGCACCAGCAGCUGCAGUGAGCUGCUUCCUGAUUGCUCUGCCUGGGUUCUGCAGUUCAUUGUGGCCAGCUCGCUUCUGGAGCAGCCACCCCUGGCACUUUUUGGCUACCAGUACCCAGCAUGGAGCACCUCACUGGGACACCUCAUAGGAGCAUCUUCUUUCAUCUGCAUCCCUGUCUACAUGGUAUACAAGCUGGUCUGGACACCGGGGUCCCUCAAGCAGGUCAGAGCUACAUCAGCACAAUGCUGUCCUCAGCUGUCACCCCUCCUUUUCACCAGUUUUUGGGACAUCUCUGAGCUCUGGGCCAUUGCAGGCCAAUGGAAGAGCAGCAGCUCCUGCUAGCAGAGCUCGAGGUCCCAUUGCAGGAAUGGAACCCAUUGCUUUUCUCUUCCUGCUUCAGCGCCUCGCUGUCUGCAUUCGACCGGAGAAAACAGUGCGAGACCCCCAGGCAGAGGUGGUGGGCAUGGAGCCGGUCCUGUAGCACGAUGAGGGGAUGCAGAGGCUGCUCCCUGUUCCCAUGUGACACCCAUCAGGCAGGCAGGACGCUGUCACUUCCACCAUCCUCCGGCCGCCUGGCCCCACAGCUGCAGGUGUUGCAAGCACGCAGUGACCACGGUGCCUCCUGCAGUGCAGUGUGCGGCGCUGCGUCACUGCUCCAUGUGUUGGUCCCCUCUCAAAGAGAAAACAAAGCCCCAGCUGUGAGCAGGCUGUGUGUUUUUCGGCUUUGUGAGGUUCGUUUCCCCCGUGCUCCCCUUCGGGAUGAAAGCAGAACCCCAAUGUAUAGCAAUGUCGCCAUGGUCACUGUCACCUUGUCUGGCUGAGGGAUGCCUGUGGUGUCACCACGCCGCUGGCUCCAUGUGAACUCAUCAACUGCUGUCACCCCUCCUGUCCCCACAGCAGAUAACACAGAACAGAAUUGGAGGACGCAGCCAAGAGGUGGGGGCACACAGUGAUGGAGGGGACCCAGGGCUGGGGGCACACAGAGGGCUGGGGAGAACACAGGGAUAGGAGGCACAUAGAGAUGGGGACAACAGCAGGGUGGGGAGAACAUGGGUUUAGGGGUGACACAGGGAUGGGGGACGUAUAGGGAUAGGAGAUGGUGAUAUCUGAUAGUGAUAGGACAAGGGGAAAUGGCUUUGAACUAAAAGAGGGGAGAUUGAGGUUGGAUGUGAGGAAGCAAUUCCUCACUCAGAGGGCAGAGAGACCCUGGCAGUGCUGCCCAGAGCUGUGGUGCCCCAUCCCUG
This is a messenger RNA of Meleagris gallopavo (turkey), 3291 nucleotides long. NCBI's taxonomy places the organism in Eukaryota, Metazoa, Chordata, Aves, Galliformes, Phasianidae. The record is from RefSeq and is a predicted model, not a curated record.